AUGACGCCCUUUCAGCCUUGGACCCGUCCUCCAUUGCGACGGAUCUAUCUCAUCUCGCCUGUUAUCGGUCUUCUUCUGGUUUACUUUGUAUUCUUCUUUGACACAGCAGCAUUCACUCCUGAAAUCGUCGUCCCUCCGAUCUCAUCACAGCAAGAAGUGGACUGUCCCCCACUCCCAGCCAUCGACGAUGUCCUGGUGAUCCUGAAAACAGGCGUCACAGAAGCCCUGGAGAAAGUGCCGGUUCACUUUCAAACUACACUUCGAUGCAUUCCCAAUUACGUGCUAUUCUCGGACUUUGAGGAGGAAAUCAACGGAACCCACGUGCACGAUGUACUUCGCAGCGUCAACGAGACCAUCAAACGCACCAACCCCGACUUUGAUCUCUACAACCGUCUACAAGAACUAGGACGCAGCGGACUCUCGCAGGACGACCUCAGCCGCGUCCCCAACACUGCAUUCGGAAUGCCCGACAAUCCCGGAUGGAAGCUGGAUAAAUGGAAGUUCCUCCCCAUGAUCGAAGAAGCACUUCGGGUCCGCGACGAUGCCAAAUGGUACGUCUUCAUGGAGGCGGACACAUACUAUAUCUGGUCGAAUCUCGUGCAGUGGUUGGCGAAACUCGAUCCGAGCAAACCCUACUACCUGGGUAAUCAGAUGCAGAUCGCCAGUGUCAUCUUCGGUCAUGGCGGCUCGGGGUUUGUACUGUCCGGGGAAGCCAUGCGUAGAGCGUCGGAACUGCGAGCUCAAGACAUUGACGGAUGGGAUCGAUUUACCGAUGAGCAGUGGGCCGGUGACUGCGUGCUGGGGAAGCUCCUCCAUGAUGCUGGAGCGCCCUUGCUGUGGUCGUGGCCCAUGCUGCAGUCAAAUCCUCCCGCAGAAUUCGAUCACUUUUCCGAGGCUUAUUUCAAAAAGCCGUGGUGUUUCCCUCCCGUUGCGUAUCACCAUGUGACGGCGGAGGACAUCCAAGAGCUAGCAGAUUUUGACCAUGGGUUCCUUCAGAACAACUCUGUCAUCUUGCACAGCGACGUGUUUCGUCAUCUCAUCCACCCGCAACUCAAACCUUUACAAGAAAACUGGGAUAACCUCUCCGAAGAGGAGCAAGUCACUGAGAGUUUGACCAGCUGUGGGGCCUUGUGUGCGAGCAAACAUGAAUGUCUCCAGUAUUCUUAUGAGUCCGGGAAGUGUCGCAUUUCCAAAACGGCGAAACGGGGCGUCAAGAAGGCUGGAGUCGCCUCUGGAUGGAUGACUGACCGGAUCGACACUGUUGCAAAAGAGCUGGGCUCGUGCAGGACACCGCAAUGGAUUCUCACAUAG
This is a messenger RNA of Aspergillus thermomutatus, 1311 nucleotides long. RefSeq names its product glycosyltransferase family 31 protein. The transcript is spliced from 2 exons. The coding region runs from base 1 to 1311 and encodes 436 amino acids. The record is from RefSeq and is a predicted model, not a curated record. NCBI's taxonomy places the organism in Eukaryota, Fungi, Ascomycota, Eurotiomycetes, Eurotiales, Aspergillaceae.